Molecule: messenger RNA, 366 nt
Organism: Enterobius vermicularis (human pinworm)
Lineage: Eukaryota; Metazoa; Nematoda; Chromadorea; Rhabditida; Oxyuridae
Source: the annotation of a GenBank genome assembly
AUGGCCGAAUAUCAGACCCUAAAUGCAGCUUAUGAAAUUGGGAUAUCUUCGCUGGUUAGCGCUGAAGAUCUUGCCGAUCCGUCGUCGGAUCAUUUAGGUAUAAUGGCGUUGGCUGCAGCCUUAAUUUCUUUGAUACCUGAAACUAGUCCAACAGUAAAUUUAGAUUUAGCGUUCACCGAGGAUAGCGAAAUUCGGGUUGAUGAAUUGGAUGUUGUCGUGAUCGGCCCUGACGGUACAGCGUUUGAUCAAAAAACUAUGCAGCUAUGUAAAAGUCGUACGGUUAAUGGUGCUGUUCUGUCGGUGAUACCAACUGAAGUUGGUUUUCAUAAGCAAAAUGAUGUCGCCUGUGUGAUGAGACGAAAAUAA